CGCUGCAGUCACCGCUCGAUGCUCGACUUUGCCGCUACAAUCCUGCCUUGACUCUGCACACACAGAGCACGGCAUCACGACAGAUUCCUCGAUCAAUGCGGGUGCUGCAAAUUCCACUGCAGCCUUCCUCUCCGGUCGCCCACGGCUACCUCGCGGCAUCGCACCACUCCCGCCAGCCGCUAUGCGGUAACAGCGAGGGAUGGGGCCCGAUAAGUCCGGAUCGAUAUGACUUCACGCCGUGCUUUCUCGAUGUCUGGAUAGCCGUGGUAGCCGUAGCGGGCACUCUGGGGGGAGCGGGCGCUGCUUGGUAUCUGUACCAAAAAUGCCCGCCGCAGCCGGUCAAAAAGAAUUGGCAUUUCUAUGCAAAGCUGAUCACGAUAGGAGUGCUUAUCGGCACGACCGCAUUGCAAGCGGCCCUCCAGAUUGAAUACUACAGAGGCAUCUGGGCCGGCGACUUCCGCUUCUGGACCACCAUCGUCACCAUCAUCUCCCUCGGCGCCGUAUUCUUCGUCCAAUAUGCUGAGCAUUGGCGGUCACGUAACGCCAACGGAGUCGUCCUGUUCUACUGGCUCUUCCUCCUCAUUGCGUACGCCGUCAAGCUACGCUCGCUGAUCUCCCAGGACGUACAUCGCGAACAUAUUGCAUACUUCGCAGUUUUCUGCGUCAGUGUUGGGUUGGCGGCUUUAGAGUUUGCCCUGGAAUGGCUGGUGCAGAAGCGCUUGAGCGACUAUGAUGCGCUAGGGGACGACGAUGAGUGCCCAUAUGAAUAUGCGGACAUCUUCUCCGUGUUCACUUUCAGCUGGAUGACACCCAUGAUGAAGCGCGGCUACAAAACCUUCCUCACUCAAGAUGACCUUUGGAACCUCCGGAAGCGGGACACCACCAGAGAAACGGCAGACUUGUUUGAGAAAGCGUGGGACUAUGAGUUGGAGAAGAAACACCCAUCCCUGUGGUUGGCCAUGUUCCGCGCAUUUGGAGGACCGUACUUUAGGGGUGCUGUGAUCAAGACCGGAAGCGACGUCCUAAACUUCGUCCAGCCGCAGCUCCUGAGACUUUUGAUCGCCUUCGUUUACUCGUACCGUACCGACCACCCUCAGCCGGUCGUGCGCGGAGCAGCUAUUGCGAUCGCCAUGUUUGCCGUGUCUGUGUCGCAGACCGCCUUCCUACACCAAUACUUCCAGCGCUCCUUCGAGACCGGAAUGCGCAUCAAGUCUUCACUGACGGCCGCCAUCUAUUCCAAGUCUACACGUUUGUCGAAUGAAGGGAGAGCUUCCAAGACAACCGGCGACAUUGUCAACUACAUGGCCGUGGACACACAGCGACUGCAGGAUCUCGCGCAGUACGGACAGCAGCUCUGGUCAGCUCCCUUUCAGAUCGUUCUCUGCAUGUUAUCGCUAUACCAAUUGCUCGGCUGGAGCAUGUUUGCAGGUGUUGGAGCCAUGCUCAUCAUGAUUCCGGUCAAUGGCUGGAUCGCUCGGCUUAUGAAGAAGCUUCAGAAGCAGCAGAUGAAGAACAAGGAUGCGCGUACAAGGCUCAUGACGGAGAUUCUCAACAACAUGAAGUCCAUCAAGCUAUAUGCUUGGACCACAGCCUUUAUCAACCGGCUCAACCAUAUCCGAAACGAUCAGGAGCUCAAGACACUGCGCAAGAUCGGAGCCACCCAAGCGUUCUCCAACUUCACCUGGUCUACCACUCCUUUCCUCGUUUCUUGCUCCACUUUCGGCCUCUUCGUCCUCACUCAACACAGGGCAUUGACUACCGACAUCGUCUUCCCAGCCCUUACCCUUUUCAACCUGCUGACGUUCCCACUGGCUAUCCUGCCCAUGGUUGUCACCGCCAUCGUGGAAGCCAGUGUCGCCGUCGGACGAAUCACCAGUUAUCUGACUGCCGAAGAACUUCAGACAGACGCUGUCGUUCGCGAGGAGUCGGUUGACGAGAACGGCGAAGAGUCGGUUCGUAUCCGCGAUGCCACUUUCACUUGGAACAAGCACGAGGAGCGUCGAGCUCUGCACGACAUUAACUUCUCGGCGCACAAAGGAGAGCUCGCUUGUAUCGUCGGUCGCGUGGGCGCCGGAAAGUCAUCGUUACUUUCAUCCUUUCUAGGCGACCUUUGGAAGAUCAAGGGCGAAGUUGUCGUCCGAGGGAAGACAGCCUAUGUUCCGCAGUUAGCUUGGGUCAUGAACGCUUCGGUCAGAGAAAACAUUGUGUUCGGGCAUCGCUGGGACCCUCAAUUCUACGAUAAGACUGUCAAAGCUUGUGCGCUACACGAUGACUUCGCGACUCUGCCCGACGGUGACCAGACCGAAGUCGGCGAGCGCGGCAUUUCUCUGUCUGGGGGGCAAAAGGCGCGACUUACUCUAGCUCGAGCAGUGUAUGCUCGUGCUGAUGUCUAUCUCCUCGAUGAUUGCCUCUCCGCCGUUGAUCAGCAUGUCGGCAGGCAUCUGAUAGAUAACGUCCUUGGCCCCAAGGGUCUACUCGCUGGGAAGACAAGGGUGUUGGCGACAAACUCGAUUCCCGUCCUGAUGGAAUCAGACAUGAUAGUCCUCUUGCGUGAGGGUAGAAUUCUGGAGAAGGGCACCUAUGGUCAGCUUAUGGCAAUGAAGGGCGAGAUUGCCAAUUUGAUCAAGGCUUCUCAAAACGAAGACCAAAGUGAGGCAGAGAGCCGAGCCUCGGAAAGCGUCGUUAGCGAGGAAGAGACCGUUUACGGCACGAGCCCCGUUUCCGACGACGAUCAAGAACAAGAAGAAGCCGAAGCCGCACAAGAGAACACUCAUAUGGAGCCUCUUCGUUCCGGCAACGGAACGGCCCGCAAGAACAGCUUCAACACGUUGCGGCGCGCGAGCACGGCCAGUUUCAAAGGGCCGCGGGGUAAACUCCUCGACGAGGAAGCUGGUGGCUUAAAAAGCAAGCAAAAGAAAGAGUUCUCCGAGCAGGGUAAAGUCAAGUGGUCUGUCUACGGGGAAUAUGCAAAGACGAGCAACCUCAUUGCCGUUGCAUUCUAUCUGGCGCUGCUUGUUGGAGCGCAGACCGCCUCGGUGGGCGGGAGUGUGUGGCUCAAGCAGUGGUCCGAAGUCAACCAACGAUACGGCGGUAACCCCCAUGUGGGCAAGUACAUAGGGAUUUACUUCGCUUUUGGGGUUGGAUCUGCUGCUCUCAACGUGGUCCAGACGCUCAUUCUCUGGAUCUUCUGCUCGAUAGAGGCUAGCCGAAAAUUGCACGAGCGAAUGGCAUUCGCAAUCUUCCGGUCCCCCAUGAGUUUCUUCGAGACCACUCCAGCCGGGCGGAUUUUGAAUCGAUUCUCCAGUGAUAUAUACCGAGUAGAUGAGGUGUUAGCCCGAACUUUUAACAUGCUAUUCGUCAACUCCGCUCGAGCCGGCUUCACCCUGGUCAUCGUCUCGGCGUCCACUCCCGUCUUCAUUGCGCUGAUCAUUCCACUCGGUGCGCUUUAUUUGUACAUCCAAAGAUAUUACCUCCGCACAUCGCGGGAGCUGAAGCGGCUCGACAGUAUCAGCCGCAGUCCUAUCUAUGCGCAUUUUCAAGAGUCGCUCAGCGGAAUGAGCACCAUACGCGCGUACAACCAGCAGAAGCGCUUCGAACUUGAAAACGAGUGGCGCGUCGAUGCCAAUUUAAGGGCCUAUUUCCCGUCCAUCAGUGCGAACAGGUGGCUUGCAGUUCGGCUAGAGUUCAUUGGCUCCGUCAUCAUCUUAGCCGCUGCCGGGUUCUCCGUCAUCUCUGUGGCUAGCCAUAGCGGCUUGUCUGCCGGUAUGGUCGGCUUGUCCAUGUCGUAUGCGCUCCAGAUCACUCAGAGUUUGAACUGGAUUGUUCGACAAACUGUUGAUGUGGAGACCAACAUCGUGUCGGUGGAGCGAGUCCUCGAAUACGCCAGUCUACCGAGCGAGGCGCCCGAGAUCAUCUCUAAGAAUAGACCACCGAUCAGCUGGCCGUCUCGGGGAGGUGUCGCAUUCAACAACUACAGCACCCGAUAUCGGCCAGGGUUGGACUUGGUAUUGAAGAACAUCAAUCUUCAGAUCAAGCCUCAUGAGAAGAUCGGUGUGGUCGGUCGCACCGGAGCAGGGAAAAGCUCGCUGACCAUGGCACUGUUCCGGAUCAUCGAGCCUACAGAGGGCUUUGUGAGCAUCGACGACUUGAACACCAGUACCAUCGGGCUGUUAGAUCUACGGAGACGUUUGGCCAUCAUUCCCCAGGACGCCGCGCUGUUCGAAGGCACCGUCCGCGAUAACCUCGAUCCAGGGCAUGUUCAUGAUGAUACGGAGCUCUGGAGUGUUUUGGAACAUGCACGCCUCAAGGAUCACGUCGUGAGUAUGCCAGGGAAGCUCGAUGCUCGCAUCAAUGAAGGCGGGUCUAACCUAAGCGCUGGUCAACGACAGCUAGUCUCGUUGGCGCGAGCUCUGCUCGCACCCAGCAACAUCCUGGUGCUUGAUGAAGCCACUGCCGCUGUGGACGUCGAGACCGAUGCCAUGCUCCAAGCAACCCUGCGCACCAGCAUGUUUCGCAACCGAACCAUUAUUACUAUCGCACACAGGAUCAACACAAUCCUAGACUCGGACCGUAUCAUCGUCCUCGACCACGGCAAUGUGGCAGAAUUCGACACUCCAGCCGAGCUGGUGCGCCGCAGAGGCCUCUUCUACGAGCUUGUCAAAGAAGCAAAUCUCCUCAACUCGCUGGACAUUACACAGACUUGAGUAGAGUGUGGGGGUUGCAAUGCAGAGGCAUUAUUAGUGUAUCGGACCGAUAUGCCCAGGUGGAUGGGAGGAACGGAACCCCCGAUGUGGGGACCGCUGGAAUCAUACGAUGGCGACGGAAGGCUUGCAUGGGGACCAAUGUAGAGCGGGUGCCACAGGGGUUGCCUACCCCGUGAGUAGAUGGAGGUUACACGAGUAUUCGUCUCAGACUCUCUCACCGCCGCUCGGACAAAUUUCACGGAUAGAAUGAUGCGGGAUGGCUGGAUAUCCCGGAUGUGUUCUUCCGAUUGGGACUCAAUGGGAAUCUGUUUUGCAUAUGUGUCUGUCUACUUAGCUACUGCUGUGAUUUCUCUGAUUGUUCUUCUUCUUCUUCUUCUUCUUCUUCUUCUUCUUCUUCUUCUUCUGCUGCUGCUGCUGCUGCACUGCGGGACUGUACGCAGAUUGGAU
Messenger RNA from Trematosphaeria pertusa, 5150 nucleotides. Its product is annotated as multidrug resistance-associated protein 1. Gene Ontology annotation, biological process: transmembrane transport. Gene Ontology annotation, cellular component: membrane. Lineage: Eukaryota; Fungi; Ascomycota; Dothideomycetes; Pleosporales; Trematosphaeriaceae. Bases 96 to 4703 code for a protein of 1535 amino acids. The record is from RefSeq and is a predicted model, not a curated record. Gene Ontology annotation, molecular function: ATP hydrolysis activity; ATP binding; ABC-type transporter activity. The transcript is spliced from 10 exons.